Molecule: messenger RNA, 570 nt
Organism: Tachyglossus aculeatus (Australian echidna)
Lineage: Eukaryota; Metazoa; Chordata; Mammalia; Monotremata; Tachyglossidae
Gene: CGA
Product: glycoprotein hormones, alpha polypeptide
Exons: 4
Coding region: 58-432 (124 amino acids)
Biological process (GO): positive regulation of steroid biosynthetic process; thyroid hormone generation
Cellular component (GO): follicle-stimulating hormone complex; extracellular region
Molecular function (GO): follicle-stimulating hormone activity
Source: RefSeq, a predicted model, not a curated record
GAUCUUGAAGCAACAGCUCUGGGCUCUUCGCCUAACAAGGCCGCAGAAAGAAGAGCCAUGGAUUACUAUAAAAAAUAUGCUGCAGUCAUUCUGGCCACAUUGUCUGUAUUUCUGCACAUUCUCCAUUCCCUUCCAGAUGGAGAUUUUGUGUCGACUGAGCUUAUGACAGGCUGUCCAGGAUGCAGGCUAAGGGAAAACAAAUUCUUCACCAAGAUCGGGUUCCCCGUCUAUCAGUGCAUAGGAUGCUGCUUCUCCAGGGCUUACCCUACUCCCGCACGAUCAAAGAAGACAAUGCUGGUUCCAAAGAAUAUCACAUCAGAAGCAACGUGCUGUGUGGCCAAUCAGUCCGUAAAGGUUACAGUGAUGGCUGACACACAGGUAGAGAACCACACUGAAUGCACUUGUAGUACCUGCUAUUAUCACAAAUCUUAAUCCUGAGGUGUAAGACUGCUGUUUGCCUGAAAGGAAAAACAAGUUGCCUUCCCAGCACUGCGAUGUAAAUCCUUGGUUUCCUUCCCAACGUGCUUCGGUGUGCCUUGCAAUGUACUGUCAUUUUACUGCUUUUAUCCC